Molecule: messenger RNA, 411 nt
Organism: Plasmodium inui San Antonio 1
Lineage: Eukaryota; Apicomplexa; Aconoidasida; Haemosporida; Plasmodiidae
Exons: 3
Coding region: 1-411 (136 amino acids)
Source: RefSeq, a predicted model, not a curated record
AUGAUCAGAUUGGUCUAUGCGUGUCGCUUCAAAAAAAGCAGCGUUUUCAAAACCAGUGUGAGACUGUUAAAACGUAUUAAAGUUAGUCCUCUAAAGGAUGGGAUUAUCAGAAAAAACAUUUGGAAGGCACAGGGGAAGGUGACUUUGGAUGAUGCCUUGCAGCACUUCACCAAAUCGGAGCUGUUUUUUCUCUUUUUCGUUCCAUUCACCUUUGUGUCUGCAUAUAUUGUCGCCAUGUGGACCCUCUUUAAGUAUAUCUGUGACAUUAGAGAUAUUGAACACUUCAUCAGGAAGGCGCGCUGGCUGAAUGGGAAGGAGCCGUACCCCUUUGAGUACCUGCGGGCGGAGCGCAGAGCGAGGAGCCUAGAGGGGAGCCAACCCGUCAUCCUGGCGGUGAAGAAAUUCGAGUAG